Colletes gigas is the source of this 695-nucleotide messenger RNA. It is a transcript of the gene EbpIII, whose product is annotated as ejaculatory bulb-specific protein 3. NCBI's taxonomy places the organism in Eukaryota, Metazoa, Arthropoda, Insecta, Hymenoptera, Colletidae. Bases 138 to 515 code for a protein of 125 amino acids. The record is from RefSeq and is a predicted model, not a curated record. The transcript is spliced from 4 exons.
GUGAGAGAAAGAGGAGGCGAGACCGAUCCGACGAAUUCGGAGGCUGGGCAAACGGUCGGGUAUAAAACAGUUGAUCGGUGCCGAAGCCAGCAUCAGUCACGCUUAACUUCGCUUUCUGCUCGACACAAGCUGCUAACAUGAAGGUCGCGGUUGUUUUCCUCGCCGUGGUGGUCUGCGCCAUGGCAGCCGAGAAGUACACGACCAAGUACGACAACAUCGACGUAGAUCAGAUCCUGAAGAGCGAUCGUCUGCUGAACAACUACGUAAACUGCCUCCUGGAGCAAGGAAGCUGUACCGCCGACGGCAAGGAGCUUAAAAAAUCGUUGCCGGACGCAUUGGCGACCGAGUGCAGCAAGUGCAGCGAGAAGCAGAAAAUAGGCAGCGACAAGGUUAUCCGGUAUCUGGUUAACGAGCGGCCACAAAUGUGGGAGAAACUGAAGAAGAAGUACGACCCAACCGGCGAGUACACGCACAAAUUCGAGAACGACGCCAAGAAGCGCGGCAUCAACGUUUAAAUAGUUCGAAAAUCAAUGGUGGUCCACCCGCUCGAGGUAUUUUUGUCAUUCGAGGACGCACCACGUUUAAAUUAGACUAAAAUUAUUCACCGAUUCUGGUUCCUUUUUUUUUUUUUUAAAUUGUAUCCGUGUCGAACGAUCGGGAAAUAAAUAUUGCACGGUGUAGUAUCUGAAAAAAAA